Molecule: messenger RNA, 6104 nt
Organism: Biomphalaria glabrata
Lineage: Eukaryota; Metazoa; Mollusca; Gastropoda; Planorbidae
Product: HAUS augmin-like complex subunit 6
Exons: 18
Coding region: 751-3192 (813 amino acids)
Biological process (GO): spindle assembly
Cellular component (GO): HAUS complex; mitotic spindle microtubule
Molecular function (GO): microtubule binding
Source: RefSeq, a predicted model, not a curated record
CAGAUAACCAUCCUAUUUAGAGGGCACAAUGCCAAAAUAAAUGAAGUGGGGCAUUCCAUUGGGGCCUUCAGAAAGUGCAUUUUUCCCCUCUAUGUCUGUGAAUGAUGGCUUAUAAAGUGCUUUGCUUGUCUUAUUAUUACAGGAUGCAAAAAGAAAAGAAAAAGGUAAAACCUGGCAAAAGUGCCAGAUCUAGAUCUAGAAAAGUGUAAUGAGGGGUCAAUCAUUUGGAGGAACUAGGAGCUGUCAUUGUAAUAAAAAAAGGGCAGAAAAGUGGAAAGCGUUUGGGAGGGCAGUCGAAAAGCAACAUAGGCUUUAUUAAAUAUUGAAUUGAGAAGCUGAAGAAGAUUGUUAUGUAGGACAAACUUUUUUGUUGGAUGGAGGGGGGGGGGGAGCGUAAAGUGAUAUUAGAAUUCUUGAGCCAAAAGCAUGUGUGUUUCAAGGGGUGGGGGUGGUAUAAAGUGGGUCAUUCCAAAUGAAACGUCUUUGGUAGAAAAAUUAACGGUAUGCAGGGUGUUAAAAUAUAACAAAAUAGGGUUCCAGAGAAAGAAGGAGAGACAGAAAGAAAGAGGAUGAGAGCAGGAAGUUUCAUUUCAUUGUAACUGAUACAAUAAUUCACUGGCUAAAAAUUAUGUUAGGGGAUUGUUAAAAUAUGGUCUUAUUAUUGGAGGCUCAAAAAUAAAAAGAGAGGAUGCCAUAAUAAACAACAUCAAGCCUAAGAACGCAUCAACAGGCAUAGUUGACUUGGAUAAAAUGGAAAUCACUACAAUGAACAGUCUUUUUUUUACUAAUUUACAUUUACUUGGAUUAGACAUUAUUGAUAUGGAAGCUAAAUACAAGAUUCCAUUCAAAGAAGAUAUGUUCACACUACCAAACAAAGCAGGUUCUGAAGCUAUCCUCCAUUUCCUUUUUCAUAGACUUAAUCCAUCAUUAGCCAAGGAACAAUUCAGAGAUUGUUGGCCUUUAGUAGACAAAAACUCAGAACAUCAGUUUAGAAAAGUUUGCAACAAUUGGCUUACACAGAUUCAGGAAGAAUCUGUUGCAAAUUUACCAAGGAUAAAUACUUCACUCUUUUUAACUCCUGGAGGUCGCAAAUUUAUUCAAUUUGUUUACAGUUUUUCUACUUAUGUAUUAAUGCAGGUUAUGAAAACUGAACAAGGCUGGGUGAAUCAAGUUGUUUAUCCUAGUACUAAUUCUUUUGUGCUAACUAAACUAUCCAUGACUGCCCUAAAUGAUUAUAGUUCUAUGGAAUGUGAAGAAUUCUUUGAUCAAGUACAUUUAUUAAUAGCAGCUAUUAGGCAUUGGAAACAUUAUGUCAGUGAUUUAAUUCAAGAAUCUAGAAAAGUAAAAAAACUUCUGAGAGAAAGUGAAUCUGAGAAAAAAAAUCUGGAAAAACAAUUACAAGAAAUUGAGCAGAAACAUUAUGGUGAAUCACCAACAAAGAAAAUUGUUGACAAGACAUUUUAUGAUACUAGCACUUACAAAGAGAAAAGAAUGCAGCGAAUGACUGAGGUUACAAAUAAUUGGAAGCAAAUAUCUUUCUUUAAUGACAAUUUGAAAGAUAAAAGAGGCAUUAUUCAAUCUAUUGUUGAGAAUAGUUUUUCAAAGUACAGUUUAGAUGCUACAGCUCUGGGAAUCAGAGUCCCAAACAUCUUGCUCAGAGAAUCGAGUGCAAUGUUUGCUCAACUAGAAGUUGACAAUAUUUACAAAGAAGGAUGUUUAAACUUAGUUUCUACACUGCACCUUUGGAAUGUAGCUUUGAAUUGCUUUAAAGAGCACUUACAGAAAGAAAAGCUACCAGAUUUUUCUAAUAUUUUGCCUCUGUUAACAACCCAAAAGCAAAAACAUCUUUUUCAUUUGAAAGCUGCUAAAGAAUUAAGAGAUGAAGUGACCAAGAAAGCAUUACCUCGACUCACAUACUCUACAGAUGUUUUAAAGAAAGCCACUUGUUUAAAAAUCGCUUGUAAAAGUAAAAACACUCUAAAUUUGGGUCUCACUACGCCUAGCACUAAGUUAAAAAGAUUAAGUCAUUCCUCAGUAGUAACUCUUUCACAAAGUCCCAUUGCUGUUUUUUUACAAGACUCUAUAGCUGUUACUCAUAAAAAAGACUCUGCAAUAUCUGCAAAUGAACAUCUCCAACCAUUGCAGUUUCUCAAUCUGCCUACAGUUUGUGUGAAAAGCUCUAACAAGGGAUCAAAAGUACCAAUCAAUGAAAGCUUGCAAAAAGUCAACAAAAAAAUAUCAAUGCCCUUGACGCUGUCCAAACAUGAGAAGACCAUACCAAUGAUAACUGACCACACAAAGAUUGACUACAAAAAGACCCUCCCUGUUAAGAAAACGCUUGAUGUUUCAAAACAUGCCAUUGAUGAUUCUCAUAUUGAUGAGGUUGUUCAGUCAGUUCUAAAUACUACAACUAGUUCAGUGGACAGUUUGGGUUUUGCUUCAGAAAUAGGGAAUUUUUCACCUUUCAGUCUAGUUCCCUUGGAUGUUCUUGAUAGCCAAAGUUCAAGUUUGACACUAGCUUGCCAAACUAUUCUGAAUGCAGCAGGAAAUCAUGAAGAAGAUUUAUAUUUGACUAGACAGUUCUCAGGCUUACCUCCUAAUCAUGUCCAAGAUGUGAGUCAUGAAAGACUUGAAGGGGAGGUGACUCAUUCACCGGAAAGUCAGGAUAUUAACAACUUAUCAUUACAAAGAUUUCAGAAUGAUUUAGAAUCACAAACCAAAAUAAAUUUUCAUCAAACUUUUUUAGAGUCUUCCCUUGCAUCAACAUUAGCUAGAGACGAAGAAAGAUCAGAACAUUCCUCACUAAUAAACCACAGUAGAUUAGAGCAAUCAAAUCUUCAGACAAGUGCUAAUGAAUCUUUGUCAUUGCUUCAUUUCUCUGACCAUCAUGGGAACUCAGAUUUUCAUGGUGACAUUCAUUUAGACAAAUCCUAUAAUAGCUUCUUAGAUGCUAUUCCUCAAGACUUUUCUGAUGACUUAGUGUCACCUGGUAGAUUUCAAGAGUCUGACCACUUGUUGCUGUCACCUACUUUUGAGGAGAAAAAAAUACUCAGUGAAACAGAGGAGCAUGUGAUAAGUGGCCCAGAAAGAUCUACUGCUGUACAAACUAUUCAAGACAAAUUAUCAGCAUUAAGACAGAAAGCCUCAGACAUUCUUGAUAUAUCGCUAGAUAGUUCUGAUGAUGACUUAUGAUGAUCCUCGCACUGUAGGGCUAUUAAAUGAAAUGUAAAGCUAAAAAAAAAAUACAGAUCACCUAGGUGUUUGAUUUUAUUUACUCUGUACUUUGUAAUUUUUUUUUCUUUUCUGUAAGAAAAUAAUUAAUCUGAACAUAUAUUUUGUAUUAUAUAUUGAAAUAUAUAUUUUGUAUUUGUAAAAAAAAAAAAAAGUUCAUGUUUAGUGGCUCAAAGCAAGAUUACAAUUUGUAAAAAAAAAAUAGGUUUGUAUUAUAUAACACUGUAUUUUUAGUUUUAAAGACCACCUGAGAGGUUUUUUUCGAAAUUGAGAUAGCAAUUGAUUUAGAUAGUAGAUAGCAUCAAAGUUAGUUCCUAAAAUUUUGAGAUUUUAGAAAAGCGUAUUUAUAUUAGAAAAAGUAAUUUGAAAGGGUAAAAAAUAACGAGAUUUGAAAAUCAGCUUUAAUGGCCGAAAGCGGAAGUGACGUCUUGUAAUGGACUGAGAAAAUGUAAAUAAAAAUAGAUAUGGCUGGAUACGUUAUUGAUAGCGAUUCAGAUGAUAUACUUAUCUAAAUCUAGCUGUCAAACAAUUUUAAAUGAUACUUAUCAUGGGAUGCACCAAAAUGCCCUGAAGAUAACUCUUCUACUUUUUCAAAAUAUAUUAUAGAGCAGACUAUUUAACCCCUUCGUACACGGUGUGUACAUAUGUACACAUGACGUUAAAACGAUUUUUUUUCACAUGAAAAGUUGUGGACAAGUUUUUUAAACACCGGAAAUAAAUUUAUCGACCUCUUCUUUGUUUAUUAUACACCGUAUUUUACACAGAAAGGAAGCGAAUAUUUUUUUAUUUCAACUUGAAUCCAGUUGGUCAAAUAGCCCGAUUUGGUAAGUAAAUUCCUAGGGUAAUAGUUCAGAUACGCAGAUACCUUUGCCGACCACCAUGUUGUUUGUUAAGCAUAUUUAUCUCCCUUACCUAUAUUGAACUUUCUAUAACUUUUUUUAAAGAGAGUUUUUGUUCUUAUGCUGUCAACUUAUGAUUUUUUAAGUGUAUUUACUGAAAUGAAGGUCUAAAUAAAAUGUUAUUAAUAAAUUGAUGAACUUGUUGUUUCUUCUUUUUUUCUACUUAUGAAAUUAUUAAUUAAAAAAUAUAUGUUAACAAUUAGAUCUAUAAUUAAUAUAAAACAAAUAUGCAUGAAUUAAAUGAAAUGAAACACGCAUCUAGAUAUACAUGUUAUGUAUAAUCUGCAUUUUUUUCUGCAUAUUCUGAAAAUAUAACAGAAACCUGAUUUAGCGUUUCUAGUGUCGUAUACUAAUACCAGAUUUAGAUCUCAUUUCAUUUUCUUGUAUGUUUCUGUUUAGUUUUUCAAAGUAUUUGUUUUAGAUUAGAAUUUAGAUUUAAAGACUAGAUCUAAAAUCAACUAGAUUUAAUUAAUGUAUAAUUUAAUAAGCUAACAAAAGGUUAAGUCUAAAAGUAGUCUCUAGACUUAAAAUUAAAUUUCUUUGCGUGUCCAUUGCAACGUUGACGUUGAGAGAAUAUAUAUUUGAUCAAUUAUGUAGGCCCUAAAUGAUCAUUUAUACACAUAAUUUAAAAAGUAAGAUUAUUAAAUAUAAAUUAUAAGUUUUAUAUAUUACAUCUGUUCAUUUUUGUUUUAUUGUUUUUAUUUCAGAAAACACCGUAUUAGAUCUUUCUGUUGAGGAUGUGUUACAACAGAACACUGCCUAACUCACUGCCUGGUUGUAUGAUGAUCAUCUGUUCGAAACCUGUCCGGUUCCAUCCCUGCUGUCCUUCAAGAGAUUUAGGCUAGGACGAAAUAUUACUACUUAAUAAUCUUCAUGACCACACACAGUGACAUCUAACUGUGAGAUCUUUAUUACAACAGAUCGCUGCCUCGUCAUUUGGUUUCGAAAUGCCAUCAUGAUGGUCAUUUUUUUUAAUCCUGCACAAUUCCAUCGCCCUGCUGUGUCCUGCAGGGUUUUGUACUAAGAUGUAAUAUUACUACUUAGAAUACCAUGUCUCCCCCCAGAGGCAAUCUACUCUUGAGGACUUACAUUACAACGGAUCACUGCCUUCGUUCUGUAUGGGCUUCGAAGUGUCGUCUUAAAUGUCACCUGUUCAAACCCUGCCAAUGACUGUCCCCUGCUGGCCUGCAGGAGGUUUGUGCCAGGAUGUAUUAAUAUUUAAUUAUGUCUUCACCCAGAAGCAUUCUACUGUUGAAGACUUGUUCAACGAAUCACUGCCUAAUCGUUUGGUUUGGGUUUCGGACUGUCGUCUUAGAGGAUUAAAGGUCACCCAUUCAAACCUUGCCUACUUCCGUCCCCUGCAUAUCCUGAAUGAGGUUUGUGCUAGGAUAUAAUUAUCAUGUCUACACCCAAAGACAUUUUACUGUUGAGGACUUAUUGCAACGAGUCACUUCAUGGUCAUUUGGUAUGAGCUUCGGACUGUCUUCAUGGUGGUCAUUUGUUUGAACCCUGCACUUUUCCAUGCCCUGGUCACUGAAACCUCAAACUUCAUUGAAGCUUAUUAUAAAUAUUAACAAUUCUUAAGCUAUCUAGAUUAUAUACAAUGUGAGAAUAUAUUUAUGUACUGUUGUGCUGUUAGAAAGAGAGAUCCUAUUCAAACAUGGUCUUUUUCUUAUUUCGCAGCCUCAGAUACCACAAACAAGUGUUUGUCAACCCUGAUAUAACUGUUUUUGAAAACGUGUGUGUGAAUGUGGGCUUGCUUUAGGCUUCUUUUGAAGCAUGUAUCUGAAAAGUUGUUGCAGAAUUAAUUAAGUCAAAGGUGUACAAAUGGUAGGAUGGGAUACAAUGGGCGAAGCUGAAUACUCAAAAUGCUAUUUUUAUGUAGUACUAGUAAGAAAAAAGUGAUUUUUAGAAUGCCAUUUGCUUAAUAAAAUAAAUAGAUUUGAUAAAAGUAAAUAAAUAAUUUGAUUUAUA